This is a messenger RNA of Solanum stenotomum, 1445 nucleotides long. RefSeq names its product CASP-like protein 4A4. The transcript has 3 exons. NCBI's taxonomy places the organism in Eukaryota, Viridiplantae, Streptophyta, Magnoliopsida, Solanales, Solanaceae. The record is from RefSeq and is a predicted model, not a curated record. Bases 128 to 751 code for a protein of 207 amino acids.
UAGUUAUCUCUGUGUAAAAUAUGCAAAUUUGCUGCAAAAGAAUCCCAGACUUGGUUCUUUCCUGCUAUUGGUCAAAUUGUUCUUUUGAGUAAAAUCAUUUGCUAACAGUUGGAAAAAGGAGAGAACUAUGAAAGAAGAAGGUAAUGUGAUGGUGAUUGCUCAGAGAAUGAUACCUGGUGCUUCUCCUUCUCCUUCAUUAACUCCACACUCAACAGCUACACAACCACCUUUGCCAACACCAUCACCAUAUUCGUUCUCAGUGGCAUCGACAAGGUUGAGAUCAAGGCCUUCUAUAUAUGCAUAUGAUCUUGCCUUAAGAUCACUGGCACUCUUGUUCUCCUUCAUCUCUGCUCUUUCACUAGCUGUACCAUCACCAACAAGGACAAAACAAGGAACGAUUUCCAAAUUCUAUGAUAACUCACAAUUGACGUACUGCUUCACAGUAAGUAUACUAGUUUUUAUCUACUCAGCCUUUCAACUCUUCAAGAGAGUUUGUGACAUCGCUUAUAGAGGUGUCUUGAUCUCCGAUAUGACCUCUGACUAUCUCAGUUUCAUACUCGAUCAGUUGACAGGUUACCUUCUCGUGUCCUCUUCUUCAGUAACUAUACCAGUCAUUCAACAGAUGGAUAGCCAAACCCCUCUCUGGAAGGCAGCUAUUCUUGCUGUUUGCAUGUCAUUUACUGCUUUCAUGGUCCUUGCGGUGUCUGCACUCUUAUCAGGCUACAAGCUGUGCAAAAGGAUCAUAUGGUGAUGAACUGUGAAUCGAACGUGCAGCCUUCAACUCCAGGAUUGACAAAGCAACCGUAGUGUAAAAUGGGACAUGAUUUAUUCUCUCCUUUUUGUUUCCGUCAAGAAGUUUUGAUCUGCUUGAAGCAUCACAAGUAGCAAUUGGGUGGCAUAUACCAAAUAUCCUCUACUACACUAAUGGUCUGGUAGAAGUUGAUAACAACAAGAAGAGGGUUUCAGAAGUUUAUAGCAAAGAAGAGAAAAAAAUUUGGUAGAAAAUAUGCAUAUGCACUAUUAAUUGUAGUGCCACCGUCAUGGUGAAUGAACAGUAUAAGUAGUAUCAAACUAGUUUGUACUUCCUUGCUUCAAAGUAACAAAAACUUACAAUUCUCUUUCUACAGAAAAUGUUAUACUGCUUCCACUUAUGCCAUGAAGAUAAUAAUUGAACAGGAGUAUUCCCUUCUCUGCGUCGUGAAUAAAAUUAUAAAUACUAUAAGACGCUAGCGAUUCCAUAUAACCAAAAUACUCAACCUUCCUUGAUGAACAAAGAAGUAGGUUCAGUUAAAAACCUACAGUUGUCUCCUAUUCAGCAUUAGAACAUCAAUUCACAUAGUACUUUACAACUAAAGACAAAUCUUGAAUAACAUUUGUCUCAGAUGGCUUACAUAUAUGAUUCCAAAUAAGUAGAAGCUGAAGCAACUCGUUCACCAUACCAUCAG